Molecule: messenger RNA, 1539 nt
Organism: Macrobrachium nipponense
Lineage: Eukaryota; Metazoa; Arthropoda; Malacostraca; Decapoda; Palaemonidae
Product: kinetochore-associated protein 1-like
Biological process (GO): protein localization to kinetochore involved in kinetochore assembly; mitotic sister chromatid segregation; mitotic spindle assembly checkpoint signaling
Cellular component (GO): kinetochore microtubule; RZZ complex; cytoplasm
Molecular function (GO): small GTPase binding
Source: RefSeq, a predicted model, not a curated record
UCAGAAGAGGGGGACAAGCUGAGUAGUUUAAUGCAGCAAGUCAGUGAAAGUACUUACAGGUUGAGAACUUUUGAAACUAUCUUCCCUGCCUCUGAUAUCCAACAUUGGUUAGCAUUCUCUCGCACUGACAUGCUGGAAGAAUUUAUUUUACAUCUUCAGAAGGGUAAUUUAGAUGUAGCGUCUACUGUUUGGCACCGACAUCUUUACGAGUUUGGCUCAUCUAUAGACAUUGAUAAAGUGUUUGAAAUCUUGUCGUCUUUCCCAUUUAAUAUGCAGUCUGACAAGUUAUGUACCUGGCUACCUAGAAAUGUCUUCUCAGAUUUGGUAAAGCUUUGCCCAGACUCAAUGGAAGUUAUUGCAAUGUGGGGUGACAAACGUGUGAAAGAUCUGGAAUUUAUAGAGAAAGCAGAAUGGCCUUCAAAUGGUUUAGCCUUAGCCGACACUAUCAUAUCAAUCCUUGAGAAUGUUGUUGCUGAUUUCCAUGCUGGUGGUAAUAUUGAGGUGCAGAUGGCAGUUCAUGUAGCCCAGUGGAAGGCUCACUCUCCAUCUUCUGCUUUGUAUCACUUACGUCAAACCUCCCUUGCCUUGCAAGAUUUGCAACUUUUAGCUGAGAAAUUUAGAGUCAAAAUUGGAUUCCAUGAAUAUACACAGGAAGACAAGGUUGCAGUAGCAGCGUCAAUUCUGGAUUGGUUGGUGAGUGGUGAAGAAGUUGCACCACUGAUUGAUGGUUUUCUCCGGUCAUAUUUCAUUCGCCAUGGCUUACAGCAUGACACUACACUUGCAUACUUUAUCAGGGAAACCUUAAGAUCAGCAGACCAAGAUUGGUGGGUCUGGCAAGAAGCACAGUGGGAAGACAAAGUGUAUGCUGUAGUCAAUAUUAUAACUGAUGUUCAGCUACGUGUGGAAUGCAUUGUAGAGUGUGUUCAUAUUGCUCCUGUACCAUGGAGUGAGGGAACUAAAGCUAUGUGUGAUGCUGGUUUGGCAUUAAAUACUUCACUAAGCUCUCAACUGGAGGAUCAGCGUCAGCUUGUGGGGCUUAAGUUGGUUUUGAGGAGGCAUUCUCUGCAUCUCUACAAAAUUGAUAACCCUCAGCUUGCAGAGGUAAUGCUGAGAAAUAUUGUGAAUCGGGACGGUGAUACAAUCAUGGAGGAUGCCUUACAAGUUGUAGCAGCUUACAAGCACCUGUCACGAUCUGAUGCAUAUUUUUGGAGGGCUUUUCAUCUUUUAACCACUGGGAAUCCAGAUGAACUGAAAAAGCUUCUGCUACAAUUGGAAGAAUCUCAGCAAAAAGUUACUUGUCAGAAGCUGAUUGCCUAUGCAACACAAGUCUUGCAUUCACCACCUAUAAAUUGCUUUUGCAAACAUAGAAGAAAGUCAGUAACAACUAGCCUCUUGGGAAUUGAACAGUUGGCGAGAAAAUGGUACAAAACCACCGGUACUUUACUAGAUGAGAAAUUCUUUUCCACUGUGAGGGACAUUCACGAAAUGCAGGUAAUGUUCAAACUUUUAUUGUUUGUUGUUAAACCAUAUACUACCUGA